This is a messenger RNA of Dothidotthia symphoricarpi CBS 119687, 1876 nucleotides long. RefSeq names its product cyclohexanone 1,2-monooxygenase. NCBI's taxonomy places the organism in Eukaryota, Fungi, Ascomycota, Dothideomycetes, Pleosporales, Dothidotthiaceae. The record is from RefSeq and is a predicted model, not a curated record. Bases 85 to 1830 code for a protein of 581 amino acids. The transcript is spliced from 7 exons. Gene Ontology annotation, molecular function: N,N-dimethylaniline monooxygenase activity; NADP binding; flavin adenine dinucleotide binding.
ACUUGUUCCCAAACUCUUUCUACUCUCUUCGUGUACCGACCGCAUCGUUGCAAUUCGCCCAUUGGUAGAUAGCAAUUCGUAAAGAUGGGUGGUUCAAUGCCAUGGCCACAGGUCCCGGUGGGGAAUAAGGAUCAUACCAGCGCAGCCGUUGUGAUCAUUGGAGCUGGAAUUUCUGGAAUGUGCAUGGCCAUUGACCUGAUCAAGCGCAACCAAUGCCACAACUUCAUCAUCCUCGAGAAAGGUACAAGUGUGGGAGGAACGUGGCACGAUAACAAAUAUCCCGGUUGCUGUUGUGACGUCGCCAGUUUGCUGUAUUCAUACUCCUUUGAACAGAAUCCAGACUGGACACGCGCAUAUCCCGGCCAGGAAGAGCUCCUCGAAUACCUUCAAAAUGUUGCCAACAAAUACAAACUCCACAAGUACAUCCGCUUCAACACGUCCGUCUCAUCCGCAACCUGGAACGACACGACUUCACGCUGGACUGUCGAUGUGAACGUCACAGGCGGCAAAGCCGCCGAGUUCAGCCCUGCAUACAGCAUCGACUGCGACUUUCUCAUCUCGGCUGUUGGCCAGCUGAACCAGCCGCGGUACCCUGAGAUUGAGGGGAUCGAGGAUUUCCAGGGCAGGAUUAUGCAUUCCGCGCGGUGGGACUGGAGCUAUGAUCUUCAGGGCAAGAAAGUGGGCAUGAUUGGAAAUGGUGCGACGGCGGCACAGAUUGCCCCGGCGAUUGUCGAUGUUACUGAGAAGAUGACUGUCUAUCAGAGAUCGCCUAAUUGGGUGAUUCCGCGUGGUGAUGCGCCAAUCUCGGCUUUCCACCGAGCUCUUAGACGCUAUCUCCCUCCAGUCCGCUGGCGUGAGCGCAGCCUCAUGAUGGACUUCCGCGAAUCCUUCCACGACGCCGUAACAGCCCCCGACUCAGCUUACGCAGAACUGAUCCGCUCAGAGUGCAAACGGAUGCUAGGAGAAAACUUCCCCGACGAUGCCGAGCUACGGGCCAAACUGACCCCAGACUACAACCCAGGAUGCAAGCGCGUCAUCAUCACCGACGACUUCUACCCAGCCCUCGCGUCGCCCAAGACGACCGUAGAAACCACGGGUAUCAAACGCAUCACGCCGACAGGCAUCGAGAUGGAAAAUGGCACGCACUACGAGCACGACAUCAUCGUCCUAGCCACGGGGUUCCGCACCGUCGAAUUCCUCUUCCCCAUCCACGUGACGGGCACGCAAAACCGCUCGCUAUCCGACAUCUGGAGCGGCGGCGCAACAGCCCUGUACGGCACCACGGUCCCCUCGCUCCCCAACUUCGGCAUGUUCUACGGCCCGAAUACAAACCUGGGUCACAACUCCAUCAUCCUGAUGAUCGAGGCGCAGUCGCGCUACCUCAACACCAUGGUCGGCGCUGUGCUCGAUGCGCGCAAUCGCGGCGCCAAACUCGGACUUAUGCCCAAGCAGUCCAGCACCGAUGCGUUCAACGACAAGAUUCAGGAGAUUCUGAGUAACAGCUCGUUUGGGGAUCCCAAGUGUGCGAGUUGGUACAAGAAUGAGGCGGGCAAGGUGACGAAUAAUUGGAGUGGCACCGUCGUCGAAUACCAGGAGAUGCUGAGUAAAGUCAACUGGGAGGAUUUUGAGACCACGGGCGAGGGGGAGGGGAAUGUGAGUGCGAGUAAGGUUGUGUUUGGGGGAGGGAAGCGGGAGACGAAGAUUGGGAGGGUGACAGAGGAGACGACCGUGAGUACCACGGCGUUGGUGGUGGGGAUGGUUAGUGCGACUGUGGGGGCGGUGCUGUAUUAUCGGGGGCUAUUGCCGAAAAGGCUGGGGCUGAGGGGUUGAGUUCGUGAUAUUGUCUGACGAAUUUUGUUGCUUAUUGCGUACAAAU